Panicum virgatum (switchgrass) is the source of this 2688-nucleotide messenger RNA. Its product is annotated as ATP-dependent DNA helicase Q-like 3. Gene Ontology annotation, cellular component: chromosome; cytoplasm. Lineage: Eukaryota; Viridiplantae; Streptophyta; Magnoliopsida; Poales; Poaceae. Gene Ontology annotation, molecular function: nucleic acid binding; ATP binding; four-way junction helicase activity. The transcript has 22 exons. The record is from RefSeq and is a predicted model, not a curated record. Gene Ontology annotation, biological process: double-strand break repair via homologous recombination. The coding region runs from base 300 to 2522 and encodes 740 amino acids.
UAGGCCCGGCCCGGGGCCUCCCAGAUGCUGACACCGUCGUCGUCGUCGUCGUCCUCCUCCCCGCGCCGCCGGUCCGGCUCCCGCCCCACGGCCGCACCUCGUAGUCGCCGCCCUCCGCCCCCCAUCCCUUCUGAUUUCUUCUGUGCCGUUUCCUUUGCUGUCUGGUGGCAUGCUAAUCUGAAACGUCCAUAUAAGUUGAUGCCGCAGGAAUUGGGACACAAGGUGGGGGUGAGCAGUUUAUUUUCCAAGAGAUUGGGAUUCAACUGAACCACCACGCCGGCGGUCGGCCUGCGCUCAAAAUGAAGGGAGUACUUCCCAUUAAGGGUGCAUCGGCGGCCUCAGGGCGCGAAAAGAAAGCUCCUAAGGAGCUUGAGAAUGUCUUGAACCAAUAUUUUGGAUAUUCAGGAUUUCGAGGAAAACAACUGGAAGCUAUAGAAGCUGUUUUAUCAGGACGCGAUUGCUUUUGUUUGAUGCCGACUGGAGGUGGAAAGUCAAUGUGUUAUCAGAUUCCAGCUCUAGUUAGGACAGGCAUUGUUCUUGUUAUUUCACCCUUGAUAGCACUGAUGGAGAACCAGGUUGCCAGCCUGAAAAAUAAAGGAAUUCCAGCUGAAUUUCUCUCUUCAACUCAGACUUCUCACACAAAACAAACGAUACACGAAGACCUUGAUUCUGGUAAACCUUCCUUAAAGUUGCUAUAUGUCACUCCUGAGCUUGUUGCGACACCUGGUUUCAUGGCAAAGCUUAAGAAGCUCUACCAUAGAGGUCUUCUUAGUCUUGUUGCUAUUGAUGAGGCUCACUGUAUUUCAACUUGGGGCCAUGAUUUCAGACCUAGUUACCGGAAGCUUUCAUCAUUGAGGAAGCAGUUCGCAGAUAUCCCUUUGUUAGCUUUGACAGCAACUGCUGUCCCGAAAGUCCAGAAAGAUGUCAUAUCAUCAUUGUGCCUGCAAAAUCCACUAAUUCUUCGGGCAUCAUUUAAUCGGCCUAAUAUAUUCUAUGAAGUUCGUUACAAGGAUCUUCUUGACGAUGUUUAUUCUGAUAUAUCAAAUUUACUGAAGUCAAGUGGAAACGUUUGCUCAAUUAUAUAUUGUCUUGAACGGGCUGCUUGUGAUGAUCUAAGCAUGCAUUUGUCACAGCAGGGUGUCUCUUCUGCUGCUUAUCAUGCUGGCCUAAAUAGCAAAGUGCGAAGUUCUGUUCUUGAUGACUGGCUUUCAUCGAGAACUCAAGUUGUAGUGGCAACUGUAGCAUUUGGAAUGGGUAUUGAUAGACAAGAUGUUCAUAUUGUGUGCCACUUCAACUUACCUAAGUCAAUGGAAUCCUUCUACCAGGAGUCAGGACGAGCUGGUCGUGAUCAGCAGCCUUCGAGGAGUGUUUUGUAUUACGGAUUAGAUGAUCGGAGGAGAAUGGAGUUUAUUUUGAGAAACACCAAAACUAAGAAAUCACAGUCGUCUUCCUCUUCGAAUGAGCUUUCAGAGAAGGCCUUAGCUGACUUCAGUCAGAUUGUUGAGUACUGUGAAAGUUCUAGCUGCCGGCGAAAAAAGAUUAUUGAGAGCUUCGGAGAGAAAGUACAACCAACUUUGUGCCAACGCUCAUGCGAUGCUUGCAAGCACCCAAAUCUGGUGUCCUCACAUCUGGAGGAACUUCGUCGCGUGCCCAACUGUCGCUUUAAUAAGGUCUCUCCAGUGUUUCAGAGCUCACUAGUUAAUCCAGCACACUUGGACACAGAAUUCUGGAAUCGUGAAGAUGAGGCAAGCAUAUCAGCUGAAGACAUAUCAGAUUCUGAUGAUGGGAAUGAGGUAGUGAGUAAUAUUGCCAUUUCAAAGAUUCCGUCAAAUGCUGCCCUGGAUGCAAAAUUUAAAGCCCUGGAGCGUGCUGAAAAUGCUUAUUAUCAAGGCAAAGGUCAGACCAACCAGCAGGGCGGUGGCCUUGUUGACAAGAAAAGCAUCUCUCAGGCGUUAAGAGAUGCAUGCUGGAAAAGAUUGUUGGAUGCCCUUGGACAAGCAAAGCUGCGACUUGGGAAUCUACCAUGCGAUGAGGCUGCCUCUGCCACACACCUUGAAACAGAGUGCUUCAAAAAGUAUGAGAAAGUGGGCAAGACAUUCUACAACUCACAGAUUGCUGCUACAGUACGGUGGCUGUCAUCUGCAACAUCCAACCAGAUGCAUGAUCGCUUCCACACUCUCAUUGAUCAAGCUACAGAUCACAGUGUGUCAAGCUCUCCUGACAUCGUCCCAGAGUCAUCUCCAGCACCUACUGAAGUCGUCUGUGCAAGACCAGGAGAAACCAUCGUUCAUGAGUUGGAAAAGACGAAGCAUUCUGAUGAGUCUGCAAAGACUAUUGCAGCUUCAGCUGGAAACGUGGAGCUCCCCACCAUACCAUCGUUCAGAGAAUGCUUGAGCCAAAAAGGAAAGGAUUGUAAAAAAAGUUCGUCAGAUUCGAAUGCGGGGAGCCAGCCUUUUGGUUUUCGUAGGAAGUCUACUGGUCUAGUUGAGAAGCAAGAAACCAGCAAGAAGAUGAAAUCGUGAACCUGACUUGUCUGUUGCACUUCUCCCCUUGAAUAGAGUUUUGCAGCAGAAAUCUGGCUAGAAUUUCCUCUUUGCUGAAUCUGCAUUGUAGUGAAUCAUUUCUGAAUCCUAAAUGAUAAUUUUCCAAUCCCGUAAAUUAAGGGAAAUUUUAGCUUCUUUUAUCGGA